Penicillium canescens is the source of this 1008-nucleotide messenger RNA. RefSeq lists its product as uncharacterized. Bases 1 to 1008 code for a protein of 335 amino acids. NCBI's taxonomy places the organism in Eukaryota, Fungi, Ascomycota, Eurotiomycetes, Eurotiales, Aspergillaceae. Gene Ontology annotation, molecular function: serine-type peptidase activity. The transcript is spliced from 3 exons. The record is from RefSeq and is a predicted model, not a curated record. Gene Ontology annotation, biological process: proteolysis.
AUGUCUCUCGAUGACCCCCUGACAGUCCUCUACAAAGAGGUCAAUGGUAGCAAAAUCACAACAGAUAUAUAUCUCCCGUCCACAUCUUCCGCAUCACCACAGAAAUACCCAGUGGUAAUUGACAUUCAUGGCGGCGCCUUCAUGCUCGGUCAUUCACGCAUGGUCUCCCUCCCCCAGGUGAAAGACUGUCUCGAUCGUGGCUGGAUCGUGCUAGUUCCAAACCACCGGCUAUGUCCGGGAGUGAAUAUCCUCGAGGGACCAAUGCAGGAUAUACGCGAUUUGUUGACCUGGAUCCAUGACGGGCAUUUGAACAAAGUGCUCUGCGGUCAUGAGACAUACAGCGCUGAUAUUGACAAUAUCGCUGCCUUCGGGACAUCGUCUGGCGGGACUCUUGCUUUGGGUCUGGGCUUUAACAUCCCCAGACCAGUAAAAGCAAUCCUGUCCCUCUAUGGCGCAGUCCACUUCACAGACCCAUUCUGGAAAACACCUCUCUCCCAUGUCGCCUCAAAACUCCCUUCAAACCUGGACCCAGCCUUCCUCUCCCAAAUAUACCAGGAAAUCCCAAUCCCAACAGAUAGCUCUGUUUCCCUAGAAGGCCAAUCUGAAGCCAGAGGAAGCAAAGGCCCUGAUUUCUCUCGACCGCGCGACGCUUUCGCUUUCACGCAGAUUGCCAAUGGAACCGUUAUGGACGCUAUCUACCCAGACGGUAAAACUACAGAUCCCGAUAUGGAGCGGAUUGAUCCGGUGAAGAACGUUAGCGCCGAGUUCCCGCCUACGUGGAUUGUGCAUGGACUCGAGGAUACAAUGGUUCCUAUCGGGCUUAGUCGCGAAUUGUAUGGACGGUUGAGGGAGGCUGGGGUGCAGUGUGGGAUGACUGAGGUUCCAGGGGAGGAACAUACUUUUAUGAUGCUUAUGAAGGUUGGGUCGAGGACUUGGUGGUUGCAAAGGGAGGGAUUUGAUUUCUUGGAGGGAAUUAUUGGAAAAGGGCCUCAAACAGCCCUCAACUAG